Messenger RNA from Fonsecaea multimorphosa CBS 102226, 885 nucleotides. RefSeq lists its product as uncharacterized. Gene Ontology annotation, molecular function: tRNA (guanine(46)-N7)-methyltransferase activity. The coding region runs from base 1 to 885 and encodes 294 amino acids. NCBI's taxonomy places the organism in Eukaryota, Fungi, Ascomycota, Eurotiomycetes, Chaetothyriales, Herpotrichiellaceae. Gene Ontology annotation, cellular component: tRNA methyltransferase complex. Gene Ontology annotation, biological process: RNA (guanine-N7)-methylation; tRNA methylation. The transcript is spliced from 3 exons. The record is from RefSeq and is a predicted model, not a curated record.
AUGACGGGACCACCAAAUAAACGGCAGAAACGAGAAGAUUAUAAAAGAGCCCAAGAGAGCUUCAAAGCUGCAAGUGAUGGCGCUGGCAGCGGCAAGAUCGAGCUGCCCAAGAAAAAGUUCUAUCGGCAACGCGCCCACGCAAAUCCUUUCUCGGACCAUGCCUUGACGUAUCCGGCCAGCCCUGCCGACAUGGACUGGACGAGCCAUUACCCUGCUUUCGCAAACGGCGGAGCAGCGAAUGGUAAACACCACGCCAUGAGCAGGGAAGUUCAGAUCGCGGAUAUCGGCUGCGGAUUCGGCGGGCUUCUGGUGGCUCUAGCGCCUUUGUUCCCAGAGAUCUUGAUGCUCGGGAUGGAGUUGCGAACUCAAGUCACCGACUAUGUAGUUGACCGAAUAGCUGCUCUCCGCGCUCAAAACCAGCCUCCGUCUGACACAAAGGAAGGCCAAAUUGGGCUCUAUCAGAACAUUUCGGCGCUUCGCACAAACACGAUGAAGUUUCUCCCAAACUACUUCCGCCGCGCUCAGCUUUCUAAGAUAUUCCUCUGCUUCCCAGAUCCGCACUUCAAACAGCGGAAGCACAAGGCUCGAAUCGUUUCUGCCCAGCUGAACGCCGAAUAUGGAUUUGUGACAAAGCCCGGUGGUCUGGUGUAUACCAUUACGGACGUUGAAGAGCUGCAUCAGUGGAUGGUCAAGCACUUUGAGGGUGAGGAAGCAGGUAACGCAAAGGAACUGUGGAAAAGAGUAACGCAAGAGGAUCUGGACGCAGAUCCCUGCGUCAAGGUCAUGAGCGAGGAAACGGAGGAGUCCAAAAAAGUCACCAGAAAUGGCGGAAAGAAGUUUAUUGCUGUAUUUCAAAGAAAGGAGGAUCCUGAGUGGCCUGAUUGA